AUGAAUGGGGUGGCGCCGCCUGAGACUGCCGAGUAUAAUGAUGCGACGCCGGCGAUGCUGCGGACUUACCAAACCUGGAAAGGCAGUAAUAUAUUCUGUCUCGGGGGAAGGUUGAUUUUUGGGCCAGAUGUAAGAUCAGUCUUUCUAACAAUAGGUCUGAUAGUUGGUCCUAUCUCUGUUUUCUGCAUCUUUGUUGCAAGAAAACUGAUGGAUGAUUUUGUUGGCAAUUGGGGAAUCUUAAUUAUGGUUGUAGCCGUCAUUUUCACACUAUAUGUGUUAGUUCUUCUCCUCCUAACUUCUGGGAGAGAUCCUGGUAUUAUUCCUCGCAAUGCUCAUCCUCCAGAACCGGAAAGUAAUGGUCACGUGGAACUUGGGCUUGGUCAAACACAACAUUUGCCUCGUGUAAAAGAUGUAAUAAUUAAUGGAGUAACUGUGAAGAUCAAAUACUGUGAUACGUGUAUGCUAUAUAGGCCUCCACGCUGCUCACACUGUUCAAUUUGCAAUAACUGUGUGGAACGAUUUGACCAUCACUGCCCCUGGGUUGGACAAUGUAUUGGAUUGAGAAACUAUCGGUUCUUCUUCAUGUUCGUCUUCUCAGCAACUCUUCUUUGCUUUUACGUUCAUGGGUUUUGUUGGGUGUAUAUAAGAAGGAUAAUGGAUAAUGAACACACCUCAAUAUGGAAAGCAAUGGCCAAGACCCCUGCCUCCAUUGUACUGGUUAUUUAUUCAUUUUUCGCAGUCUGGUUUGUUGGUGGCCUGUCAGUUUUCCACCUCUACCUCAUCGGUACAAAUCAGUCGACGUAUGAGAAUUUUAGAUAUCGGUAUGACAGACGGGAUAACCCGUAUAAUAAAGGAGUGGUUCGAAACUUUAUGGAGAUAUUCUGCAGCAGUAUGCCUGCAUCCAAGAACAAAUUCCGAGCAAAGGUGAUGAAAGAACACAGCAUACCACCUUCAGUAGUCCCCAACAGUUUUGAUGUUCCAAACUUGGGAAGCCACUUAAAAAUGGGAAAAAUCGAAGACGACAGAGAUAUCAGAAGGAAGCCAGAGUGGAAUGAGGCGUUAACUAGUGGAAGUGAAUAUCAAAGACAUUAUAGACCCGAGGACAGUGAAGGUAAAGAUGCUGAGCUUGAUGCAGCAUCCUCAGAGCUAAGCAGAGUUACUCGUUCUGAGACAAUAGAUGGACGCAGGCAAUCUAGUUGGGGAAGGAGAAGUGGGAGCUGGGAUAUCUCCCCCGAAGUAUUUCCUAUGGCAUCGGGAGUUGGAGACUCCAAUCGGAUAACUCUUGCCAAUAGCGACAACUUGACGAAAAACUUGCAAUAG
This is a messenger RNA of Fraxinus pennsylvanica, 1320 nucleotides long. The record is from the annotation of a GenBank genome assembly. Lineage: Eukaryota; Viridiplantae; Streptophyta; Magnoliopsida; Lamiales; Oleaceae.